GGCAAGUAGAAGGUAUUGCACGACAGCCAGUUCAGAAUGCUGGAAACCCUUUCUUUGGUAAGGAGACAAGUGCCAUAAAUAACACCAAUAGUUCAUUUCAGAAUUGUAUAAUAUUAAUUCAGAUUAAUAUUUACCAAUAAACUUUUAUUGCCAUUAUUUUUAGUAUUGUAUGUGUUAGAAAAUCAAUAAAAACUUGGUACUGCCUCCUUGCCAUCAACUAAAUAUCUAUGCUCAUCUGAAGAAUAGCAGUUCUGAGGUAGCUUGAUGAACCCACAGAAAUUAUAAUUUAUAAAAUAAAAUAGUUUCCAUUGUAAUCUUUUGUGCAUUCUUAUUUUUCUAAUUGGUAAAAUUAUAUCGGGAGCCACAUGUUCCGCCCACACUUAGUUUAUAAUUUGUUUAAACAAUACUGAGAACGAGUUGGAUAUUCUGAACAGAAAUAAGACACUUUUAAACCAGUUGACCCUAAAAGGCCUCAUAACUUGAACUACUGACAGUGACGUUAAAUAAGCUAUAAAUACAUAAACAAACAAGUAACUUUUCAACUCAUUCCUUAUAGAAACAUUCUACAGUCCUUUCCACUUGCGACAAAAGACGUUAGGCCUACUUCAGCAAAACAUAUCAAUGUUAAAACAGCUUAAGCUUAAUGGUGUAAAGAACUAUCGUCCAUUUUAUUAUAUCGACUAACCAAACAAUGUUUCUAGAACGAGUAGUAGAUAUGGAACUUGAAACUUGCAUUAUGGCGGCGCUGGGUAUAUUAUUAUGUUUGUGAGUAGCUUUUUAUCAGCUUUCACGACGUACAGAAGCUGUAGACGUUUACUUAACGCUAACAUUAGCAAGAGGCGAAAGUGUUCUUAUUGUAAGAGAUAUUCCACCAUCCUGAGAAGAUGACAUCAAACGAAAGCACCAAAAUCACGUUCGGAAUAUUAACAGUUAGUGACAGUUGCUCCCAAGGAAAAGCAGAAGAUAAGAGUGGUCCAAAUCUUGCAGCUCUAAUUACAAAAGGAAUAAUUCACAAUGGAGAAGUUGUUCUCCAGGAAUGUGUACCAGAUGAAAAGGAUCACAUUAAGAGGGUCCUGGAGAAAUGGACUGAUAAUGAAAACGUUGAUGUCAUUCUUACCACAGGAGGAACUGGCUUCAGUUUUCGUGAUGUAACUCCUGAAGCUACUAGAGAAGUCAUACACAGAGAAACAUCUGGAAUGACAAUUGCAAUGUUUAAAAAGAGUCUUGACAUAACGCCAUUAGCAAUGUUGUCAAGGGCAAUCUCAGGUAUUCGUUACAACACCUUGAUUAUCAAUUUGCCUGGCAGCACUAAAGGCUCUCAGGAGUGUCUCGAGAGUGUGGCUGUUUCUUUACCUCACGCUGCUGCUCUUUUGAGUGACAGAAUUGUUCAAGUAAAGUCUACCCACCAGUUGUUACAGUCCAAUAUGGGAAACUGUCCUGGUCAUAAAAGACAGCAUACUCAUCAUGAUGAACAUCAUCAUCAUCAUCAUCAUGAGAAUACUAAGGUGGAUCCAACUCGAGUAGCUCGAAGGGCAAGGGAAUCUCCUUAUCCUCUUAUAGAUGUUGCCACUGCUCAGAAGAUUGUCUUGGAGCAUGCCGAAAUACUGGGUACAGAAAUGUUGACCUACGUCGAGGCUCUGGACCGAGUACUGGCCGAAGACGUGUUUGCUAAAGAUCCUCUUCCUCCAUUCCCUGCAUCCAUUAAGGAUGGAUAUGCUGUACUGGCAAGUGAUGGAGCUGGAAAGCGACAAGUUUUGGGCACCUCUGUCGCAGGAGUGAAGCCUGAGGAUCAAGUUGGAUUGCAACCAGGAGAGUGCCUGAGGAUCAACACAGGAGCACCUGUACCUGCUGGCGCGGAUUGUGUCGUGCAGGUAGAGGAUACGAAAUUGAUCCAGGAAGCAGACGAUGGCAAGACUGAAGUGGAGAUAGAGAUUCUCCUUCCUCCAAAAGUGGGCCAAGACAUUAGACCUAUUGGCAGUGACAUGUCCCAAGGACAGCUCGUGUUACCUCGGGGAUGCGUUGUUAGUUCAUCAGAUUUGGGCCUGUUGGCCACGGCAGGGGUCACAUCUGUUCUUGUGUACAAAUUCCCAGUUGUGUCCAUACUUUCAACUGGAAACGAGAUCCAAGAGCCUGGCAGACCAUUAGAAACUGGUUGUAUUCGUGACAGCAAUAAAAUAACUCUUCUGUCACUAGUGAAGGAACAUGGUUUUUCAGCAUUGGAUUUAGGAAUAGCUAGAGAUGAUCCACAGUCUGUUCUAAUGAAGCUGAAAGAAGCAUUAGCUUGCAGCGACAUGGUUGUGACUACUGGUGGUGUUUCUAUGGGAGAGAAGGAUUUACUGAAAGAAGUUCUUGUGGCAGAUCUUGGUGCUGUUAUCCACUUUGGACGUGUUAAAAUGAAGCCAGGCAAACCAACAACAUUUGCAACUUGCAUAUUUGAAGGAAAGAAGAAGCUUGUGUUAGGUCUACCUGGAAAUCCAGUAUCAGCAACUGUAACUAGUCAUUUAUAUUUGCUACCAGCAAUGAGGAAAAUGUCUGGUUAUGCUUCACCAUUUGGAACAGUGAUUAAGGCAACUACUGAUGAAGAUAUAGUCCUGGACCCAAGACCAGAAUACCACAGAGCAGUGUUGACUUGGCUGCCUGACAGUCCAGUUCCCAAAGCAGUGAGCACAGGAAAUCAGAUAAGUAGUCGACUGUUGAGCCUUUUAUCUGCCAAUUGUCUUAUGAUACUUCCUGGUCGAACUGAAAAGUUACAAGUAUUGCCUGCAAGGACACAAGUGGAUGCUUUGAUUAUAGCACGUUUGUGAUGGACGUAAAGGAAAACAAUAAAAGGCUGAUGGAUACAUGUAUAAUAAAAGUACACAGAGAAAAACAUUGAGUGAUCUCCAGAAUGUCACAAAAUGAAGCAUACAAAAAAUGAUAAGAAGGUAAGGAAAAGUAAAUAUAAAAUUUGAGAGGUAAUAGGAUUAAAGGAAACAAAAGUAAAAGGCUGAUAAAUUCAUGAAAACUGUGUAGAAGAUGGAGCAUUCUGUGGAAUGCUAGAAAAAGUGUACUUACAAGGAUGAAUACUUGAGUGUUAUGUAAAAUUUGUAGGUUUGUGUAUGGCAGUAUGUUGAGAGGUCACUACAUGACCAUUCAUCAGAAAAAGAAUAAUGGAAUUGUAUUGUACUUAAUAUUAUAAUAUGUAAUUAUAUUUGUUUAAUAUUUAAUAUAUUAUUUUAUAGUGUACUGUAUUCUGUUUAAUAUUUAUUUGUAAAUAAAUUGUUGUAUGUGUGUGUAUCAAUAUACAUACCUUCCUGGACAGACAUCUGAUAGCCAUAGAGAAAUGAACAGAGGAUUUAAAUUGGCUUGUCAACUUCCAAAGAUGAAAAAUUAAUGUUCCAGGCACUCUACAGUUACAAAAUUUGCCAUGUUUGCAACAGCAUUCAUAGAAUGAAAAACAAGAUUUUAAGAGUAUCCAGUGUACACUUACAGGUGCAUUUGGGAGGACUUAUAAAUGUCACAUGUAAUCAAAACUAAAGUGACACGAAAGAACUUUUACAUUUGAAUUGUUCCGUGUAAAUAAAAAAACUUGACUGAAUAGUUAUGUUAUAGUAAAUAAAUACUGAAAAUUCAUA
Zootermopsis nevadensis is the source of this 3614-nucleotide messenger RNA. RefSeq names its product Molybdenum cofactor synthesis protein cinnamon (gene cin). The record is from RefSeq and is a predicted model, not a curated record. Lineage: Eukaryota; Metazoa; Arthropoda; Insecta; Blattodea; Termopsidae. Gene Ontology annotation, molecular function: molybdopterin molybdotransferase activity. Gene Ontology annotation, cellular component: cytoplasm; dendrite; postsynaptic membrane. Gene Ontology annotation, biological process: gamma-aminobutyric acid receptor clustering; glycine receptor clustering; postsynaptic neurotransmitter receptor diffusion trapping.